Microthlaspi erraticum is the source of this 351-nucleotide messenger RNA. The record is from the annotation of a GenBank genome assembly. NCBI's taxonomy places the organism in Eukaryota, Viridiplantae, Streptophyta, Magnoliopsida, Brassicales, Brassicaceae.
AUGGACGAGCAAGAGUUUCGCAGCCUCCUUCAGCUCUUCCCCGUCGUACGCUCUCGCGACCACCGUGCUGAUUUAGAUUCUUCAAAGGAAUCAACUUCACAGUCAGUUGUGGAGCGAGAGGAAAGUGAAUGGCACGAUGCACCGAGUGUUGUUGAGCCGAAAGACUUGAAAGAUUUGAAGACUGAUGAUGAUCAAGAUUCAUUCUGGGAUAAGCUUAAGAAGGCUGCUGCGAAUAAGGUUGGCGAGGUUGAAGCAGAGAGGUUUUGCAAGGCUUUUGAGAAACUCCACAAGAAACUUGUGUACGAAGAGUUGGAUCCAGAAGCUGCAAAGCGAUACUUAUUAAACUCUUAA